AGGACAGACGUUCCAAAGUUAAAAACAGACUUUGUUUAUUUUUCAGGUCGUUGCUGAAAUGUGCACGGACUAGUUCUCUUUGCUCAUCAGUUCUCAUGCUCUUGUCAGAUUUAUUGUGAAAGGAGUAGUAGUUAUAUAUUACUUUAAUAAAAAGAAAGUGUCGAAUUUAUUUGACAUUAAUUUUGUUACUGCAUUUCAUAUUUUGGGGGUAUUAUAGCUGACGUUAUAUAGCGCGAGCAAGCAAACUGUCUAAGGACCAAACGGUGGGGAUUGCUAUUAAACGGUAAACAACCAUUUCAAGACAGCGCCAUGGCGACUGAAGGGGAGACAUGGACCACCGUUCAAAAGCAUGAUGGGGUGUUAUCCUUCGACGACGAUGUGGACCAUCCCUAUGGCGAUGAGGACGAGGCUGCGUUCGAGGCGGAGGUGAACGGCAACUGGACGCCACAGGAGAAGGCGCUCCACGAGGCACGGCUCAAGGCCAAGGCCAAGCGGCGUGUGCGCAAAUCGUCAUCCCGCAGCGAGUCACUCUCUGAGUCGCUGUCGGGUGAGCUGGCCGACGGCGACAGCCCCAAGGGCAAGGUGCCCGUCCCCAACGACCGCAAGUCCAGGACAGGCAAGGGCCGUGGCCUGCCCAAGAAAGGUGGCGCAGGGGGUAAAGGUGUGUGGGGAGCAGCCGGGAUGGUGUACGAGGUAGAGGAACCAGAUGUCAAGGACCCCAACUACGACGAGGUUGCACAGGGAGACACUGUGUACGCAACAGUUGUUCCAGAGCUGGACGAGAGGGAACUGGAGAAGACCGUCAACCCCAUUGUACAGGAGUACUUUCAGCACGGGGACACAAAAGAGGUCCAAAUGCUGUUGAAGGAGCUGAACCUGGGCCACCACAAGUACGAGUUCUCCAGCCUGGCUGUGUCCCUGUCUCUGGAGGGGAAGGCCAGCCACCGGGAGCUCACCUCCAGGCUGCUCCGUGACCUGGUCGGCAAGGGGCUCUCGGAGUCCGACAUGGCCCGCGCCUUCGACAAAAUCCUCAAAGAGCUGCCCGAUCUUAUGCUGGACACGCCAGAGGCUCCACAGAUGCUGGGACAGUUUAUUGCCCGAGCCAUCGCAGACCACGCUCUACCUAUGGGAUUCCUGGACCGCUAUAAAGGCAAGGUGGACUGCGACCACGCUAGAGCCGCGUUGGACCGUGCGGCGGUGCUCCUCUCCAUGAAGAGGGAGAUGGUGCGGCUAGACAAUGUGUGGGGCGUGGGUGGUGGCCUCAGACCUGUCAAACACCUCGUCAAAGAGAUGAACUUUCUGCUGAAGGAGUACUUGGUAUCGGGAGAGGUGAAGGAGGCGGAACGCUGUCUGCGGGACCUAGAAGUACCUCACUUCCACCACGAGCUUGUCUACGAGGCUGUUGUCAUGGUGCUAGAGUCCAAGGGGGACACGGCCGUCAAGAUGAUGUGUAAGCUCCUCCAGGCCUUCUGGAAAAUUGGCCUCAUCACAGUGGACCAGAUGAACCGGGGCUUCCAGCGUGUGUACGACGAGCUGCCAGAGAUUAACCUGGAUGUGCCCCAUGCCCUCUCCAUCAUGGAGUCCUUUACAGACCUCUGCUACCAGGAGUCUGUUAUCACCAAACAGUUGAGGGACUCCUGUCCCUCCAGGGGGCGGAAGCGGUUUGUGAGUGAGGGAGAUGGGGGCCUGAUCAAGAACUAGUGUGUAGGAGGAGGGGGGGGGGGGGUUGCUCGGCGUCCCGUCCCCCCCCCUGCCCCUAGAUCCGCAGGCCUGAGGCUGGGCAGGCUCGCGGUCAGACUCCCCUGCUUUUUCUCCGGCCCACUCAUCACCACGACAUCAGGUGGAGGACCGAGGAGGCAGGCCCGGGCGAUCAGUUUUUUCUCUCUCUUUGGUCAUUUUUGUAAGAAAGCAACAACAAAAAAACCUGGGGUUGAUUAUUCUUUUCAGUCUGUUCUUUGAGUCUUGAGUUGAGGCCCUGGGUCAAUGGAGAAGUGGAAAGAAGAUUGUAUUGUCUUGUGCUGGCCACGGGUUAUUUUGGCUUAACACAUUUUUUUGCUACACCAUUGACUGUCUUUCUCAAAUUUUAUUUUUGCUUAGCAUGUAUAACGCUCAUAAAAAAAAAUACAAAACACUUGUCAAAAAAGACAACUUGUCAGCAUACUGCAUCGCACGCUCUUAUGAACUGAAUCGCUCUUUGGAAUGACAUGGACCUCUGCAUUUAUUUUUGGCCAAAGCUUUCUGUAAUUACAUAAAGACAUGAUUCUUUAUUUUUCUUUCUGUUGGUGAUUUUGCUCUGUGUCAGUUGGAUUAUUUAUCUGUCCACUCCACGUUUGUAUCUCAAUCCUAGGCAGGGUUGUUAAACUGUUUUAAGCACAGCAGCAGUCACAAAAGCCUGUCUAGUUUAUAACCAGAGCCCAGAUCAGGGCCUUCCUCCUUCCCCUUAGUGGAGGACUAUCCCGACUAGUACACUGUAAUUGAGUGUCAGAAGUGGGAAAUCGGCAUCUCGAAAUAUACAGUACAAAUACUCAGGAUCUCUAGAACCCCUCUUCCUUUCUUCCUUUCGCUGAGCUGUUGAUAGACAAACUGGAACACCCUGCAGGCUUUUGUGUUGGUAGUGUGAUGUUCAAUUCACGAACUCCAACUGUUACAUGUCAUCCAGUGGAAUCUGUUUUAGGCAGACUUGGGUUUAAAAAGUAGGGGUUUUAUCAAAAACAUUAUUGCUCUUGAUUAGACUUGUCUGGUGCAAUGGAAACAAUAAAUGAGUCUCCCUACCUUUGGCACUCCAGGCAGGCUACAUCAAAAGCUUAAUAAGUAUAUGAAAGAAAAUACAUUUGAACCCAGGUCUGGCCCUAGGAGAGUACGAAGAAAACAAGUCUUAUCGCUGAUCUAGGGUCUCGUAUGAGAAUGCAAUGGAUUAUUCCUUGCUUUGUCGACCAAUAUGUAAAGUAAUAAGCCCCAGACUCGUAACGUGAGGGUUCUGGAUAGGGAAAACAUACAGCUUUUCAUUGAUAAUUGUAACCAAACUGAGGUUGUGAGUCAUCACCCCUGUUUGUUUACAUAAACUGGUUUGGGAAUGGCUUUAAGAAUGAGCUAGAGGUGAGUGGUCAUCGCUCCCUAGGGCUCAGAGGAGGUGCCUGACAUCAGCGUUUACGCCUAGUCAUCCGCUCUGAACCACAUGUUCCUGAUGGUCAUUCUCCAUAAGUAAUCACUUAUUUUACAGCGGUUAAAUUUGGAAAAGUUCAUAGCUGAUACAUAUAGGAAAAUCCUUAGUUUUGUUACUUAUACAAAUCACACAACUGCAGUUUGAUAAGGAUCUCAAUCAUAUUCACAGUUCAAUGCAUUGUGUCCAGCUUUCAUCGCAAAAAGAAAACUGAGGCUUUUUAUACAUAAGCCCCACAGAGCCAUCUUUGUAUUACUGUGAACCACUUUAAAACGUUGAACUGUUUCCAAUGCCCUUCCUCAUGCAGUUCAUUUUACAAUUUCAAUAAAAUUCCAUAUUUCUCUUCA
Molecule: messenger RNA, 3507 nt
Organism: Salvelinus fontinalis (brook trout)
Lineage: Eukaryota; Metazoa; Chordata; Actinopteri; Salmoniformes; Salmonidae
Product: programmed cell death protein 4-like
Exons: 12
Coding region: 310-1701 (463 amino acids)
Biological process (GO): negative regulation of DNA-templated transcription
Cellular component (GO): cytosol; nucleus
Source: RefSeq, a predicted model, not a curated record